AUGAAAUCUCCCGACACACCCAAGGAAAAAGUAUGUGCUGAUAUGUUUCUAGUGCUUCCCCAACACCUGCAAACAUUUAUUGGUCUGGGAAUUGACAACUCUCCUGUGAAACCAUCUGUACCAAUAAAACCCAUUGAUGAUAGUGUCACAGAGCUCAAGUCUGAAGUAGAGCAAGGAGCUCCUGAUGUGGUGGACAAGUUAAAGCAAAGACCAGAGAUCACACUAGAACUCAUCAAGGAUGAUAGAUAA
This is a messenger RNA of Suillus paluster, 249 nucleotides long. RefSeq lists its product as uncharacterized. The record is from RefSeq and is a predicted model, not a curated record. Lineage: Eukaryota; Fungi; Basidiomycota; Agaricomycetes; Boletales; Suillaceae. The coding region runs from base 1 to 249 and encodes 82 amino acids. The transcript has 3 exons.